Messenger RNA from Falco peregrinus (peregrine falcon), 7469 nucleotides. It is a transcript of the gene SSPN, whose product is annotated as sarcospan. Gene Ontology annotation, cellular component: dystrophin-associated glycoprotein complex; sarcolemma. The transcript has 3 exons. Bases 130 to 912 code for a protein of 260 amino acids. The record is from RefSeq and is a predicted model, not a curated record. NCBI's taxonomy places the organism in Eukaryota, Metazoa, Chordata, Aves, Falconiformes, Falconidae.
CAGCCUCCUUGAUUCAAAUACCAGGAACAACUCAGCCAGCACAAAGCGAAGCUUUGGGGGGCAAAAAAACUCACACCCCCAUCAGCGUGCGCACACAGACAAGCACGUGAAAACCUAAAGUUCAUCAGCAUGGGAAAGGAGGAGGAGAAGAAAGCCCAGCACAGCACGUCCCUGAAAAACCAGAGCCAGAUAGGGAAGGCACCCGAAGGGGAGAAAAGCACCGACUUGAGCAAGACGCAGGAGUCCGCGAUGAAGAAGAAGAAGCAGAAGAAGACCAAGGGGGAUCCCAAAGCUGGCCAGGAGGAGGAAUCCCACACUUGUUGUGGCUGCCGUUUCCCGCUGCUGUUUGCUUUGUUGCAGCUGGCAUUAGGCAUCUCUGUAACAGUGCUGGGCUUCCUUAUGGCAGGCAUCAGUUCUUCUCUGCUAGUCAGAGACACUCCAUAUUGGGCUGGGAUAAUUGUCUGUGUUGUGUCCUUAGUGGGAUUUGUUAUGCUUUGUAUUUCGUACCAACCUGACGAGAAGACGUGUGUGCAGUUCACAGUAAAGCUAAUGUAUUUUCUCUUGAGUGCCCUGGGUUUGGUUGCCUGUGUUUUGGCCGUGGCUUUUGCUGCACACCAUUAUUUGCAGAUGACCAAAUUUACCUGUGAUACCAUACUUGAGUCCUGCCAGUGCAAACUGGACACUGCAGACCCCCUCGGCAGGACCUUUGUCUACCAGGAUGCAGCCGACUGCGGCAGCCUCACCGGCAUGCUCAACCUGUACUUACUUCUGCAGAUGGUUCUCAAUCUGAUUGCAGCCCUGGUGUGUCUUUCAGCAUGCUUCGUGAUGUGGAAACACAGAUACCAGGUCUUCUAUGUGGGCGUUCGGUUCUACCCUUUAACUACUACCAACUGCCAGCAACAGAAAGUAUAGGGUCUGGGCUGGCGGGGGUGGGUGGGGGUGUAGCCAGGGAAUGGAAAAUAUCAGCGUACUGCCACCAUAGAUACCAUGGAUGGAUGGGUGUUUAUAAGGUUUUUGACAAGGAAGAACAUUUACACAGCUUUAACGAAUAUAUUUUUCAGCCAUUUAAAGAGCAUUUCAUAUGGCUACUCUUGCAAAAGGUCUCUUGUGAGAUUAUGUAGAGGUUGCAAAGUCCUAAAGAUGCAGCUGUACAAAUGCUCACCAAAGAGGAUCUUUAAUAGCCAUAGUCAAAAUAAGAGCUUAAAAAAUCAUCGGGAACUCGUGUGCAGGGCUACAGCCAUUAAGAAAUAGGGUCCAUUUCCCUCACCAGUAGGUAUCUGUUCUUGCCUUCAGAGAAGCUAUACUGAUUUCUGCCAGGCAAGGAUCUGGUCCAAACGGCUUAAGUAUAAUUAUGCUGAUCAUGCUUAGGGAAUAUAUUGUCUCUCAGAUGCUCUGGGUAUAAUCCACACUAACUUGAUGGGGAUUUACCAUAUGGAAAAGUAAUAAGGGAGGUUAAGACCUCUUCUGAUACAGGCUGAGACCAACAGCAAAGUGAAUGUAUUGAUGACUGCCGUAUAAAAUAUAUAUAAGGCUUUUCAGAGUGACUAAUGAUAUAGGUUACCUAAUCCAAUUACUAAGAAAAAACAAUAUGAGUGUGCUGACUAAUGGCGAUUUGGUGGGCCCUGCUUGAGACCCCAGACAGAUUUCUGAAGUGUGAGUGCUCAGCACUUUGUGAGAAAAGACCAAUUUAAGAAACCUUGAGUUGCACUCUUAAAGUGGAGGACCCUAAAUCACCAGUCACAUUGAAAGCGAUGUUGACAUUGCUGUAAUUGCAGGCUCCCAAACCCGGCAUCUAGCCAGUUCCACCAAUUAUACUCCAAGCACAAAAGGCCAAAUGCAUUUUUGGUGUAACUUCUCCGAAGACAAUCAGCCUUACACACCAGCAGUGGAGUUGGGCCAACAGCCCUGAAAGAUAUAUCCCUGCAACAAUGAAUGUUUCUGAAAUGGGGUGGAGAGAGGGAAGCAAGAAGAGACUGCCAGUCUCCCAAAGACAUCGUUUAUAAUGAUGAGGGCAAAAGAACAACGAUUUCUUAAUAAGCAGUAUGGAAUGACAAAUGUCAUUCAAACAGUGCUUUUUCACCCUGAAAGUGUGGCUCUGGAAGUGCUUUACAUCUUAUUAGCCUUAUACCGAGACAAGUACGUAGGUUUGUCCCUCAAACUGUCAUUUCCACUUGCACAGCAUGGACUUCUAAAUGCAGCAUUUUGCACUGCCUGAUGAUACACGUCUGUGCAAGGGCGAGGCAGCUGGUGCUCACGCCCUGCCAUGACUAGGGAUUUCCCAAUCCUGGCCAGGGCAAGGGUGUCUCUGAGGUGGGGUGGAGCAGUCACAUGCCAGUAAAAAACGUGCCAUAAUCAUUAGCAAGGAGGAAGCAAAUAAAAUUUCUAUAAGGCUUCGAAGAAGCAAAAACUUUCUGUUUCUGCAGCAAAAACAGCUACCAGGAAGUCAAAAAAACCCAGUCUGGCAAAAAGCUACUUGUCUAAGUAGCUCUAAUCCUACCCAAAACCUGUCUUCCAUAUGGUGAUCACCCAUCAUCCCAGGGCUAGACCAGCAUACCUCCAGCAUCAGAAGAUCACAGCGUAGUUGAGACUCCUGUGGUCCACCUAGAGCACUGCUUGGUGUACAUGCUCAAGACGUAGCAUCACCAAGGUGCUCCUUGCUAAGCUGCAAAGUAAGGAGCUUCAGAAAACGAAGGUUUUUGAGACCAGCUUCCAAAUGGCCUUUUUUAUGCACCUAAAAAUAACAGUAACUAGUAAGCAUGGCUUUGAAGGGUGCCUGUUUGCUUGCCUAUGUGUAGCCACCCAUCCAAAGCCCUAAGCCUGGCUCCCAGGCAUGCUCAGAGCAAUUGGAGACAGCAGCGGAGUGUGCAGGUGAGCCGGCCAUGGAAACCCGGCCGUGGGUAUCGGCAGGGCUGUCCGUGUGGUGGCAGGAACCAGCCCGGCCCCCCCAGCUCCAGCAGGGCAGCUGCAAGCAGCACUGGUGGACCUGUUCCAGGGCCACCCUCCUGUAUGAGAUGGAUACGUGGGGGUGCCUCUCACCUGUCGCUUGUACUCAGGUGUUGAUUUUUCCCCCAAUCCUUCACACAAUGCCAGCUGUGCUCUCUGGGGAAGCCUAGGGAAGAGGAUACAGCUUCCUCCCACCUAUGUGACCCUUGCUGUGCCUGCCUCUCCCUCUGGCCAAAAAUGCAGCUCUCCUCUCCGCAAAGAAGAUGACGAGAAACAGGAACGGGAUUGAGGGGAGCCAGAGUGGCUGCUCAGCUUUGGGAUUUCCUUCUGCUCUCUCCAGACGCUGAGCCCCGAUGACUGGUGAAGCAAGAGCAAGGCUCUGCUGGCAGAGCAGGACAUGCUCCCCACCCUGCCCUUUCCUAAAUGUCCUUGUUCAGAAGCUGGCUCGUCUGCAGUGCUCUAGCUCUGGCAGCAGCGAGCUGGUGUGGGAGACGGCUGGCUGGCCCUGACAGAGCAGCAUUUCCACCAGAGCCGGGCUUUUGUCUCCUUAAUCCUUUGACCUCCCUCUCACCCACAUGUUUUCAUUCCCAGUCUCCCGUCACCUCCCAGGUGCUGGGCUCCCAGAGGCCACCCCUAUUAGAUGGGCUGGGCUCACGUUGCAUGGCCUCUGCCUACUCACCCUGAGCUUAAAUUUGCUGGGACUCCUCUAGAGCAUGACAGACGGCGGUGAUGAUCACGGAGUCACUGCAAAUGCCUUCAGCGUGGCAAGGGGGAAGAGAAGGGAGAUCUGGAUGAGAGAGCCUGUUCUGCUUGGCAGGCUGUGCACCCCCAUACCAGCACACCCUCCGCUUCCAGCCACCACCACCAAGCUCACUACACUAAGCAGCGCAUUGCAGUUUAACACUUUGCUCUGGAAGAAGGCAAUAUUAAUCAUAUAUUCUGUUGGUAUUUUAAUGCUUAAUGAAUAAAUAUGGGGUAUUUUGAUCUAGCAAAGACUAACUUCUGUAUUAAUCUCUUUAUAUAUCUCAAGAGCAUAAAAUGAAAACAGGUGAGAUGGGGAAAUGGACACGGUAGCUUUUGGAACCAGUUUCCCCCUGGGUAUGGUUUUACAACAUGUAUUUUGCUCAGAUCAGUAAUUUCAGAAAGCACUAAUUAAAGGUUUUUCACCUCCCACAGCAUAUUCAGGCAGCUCCCAGCCUUUUCCUGGUGUCAGAGUCCACACGGACUGCACCAGGAGAAAGGCUGGGACUAAAAGGCUUGGAAAGGACAGAGGCGUUGAAGAAAAAGACAUUUUAUUAAAGUCUGGAAAUUUAUUCUCUGGGUGAAUUCCACAGGAGGGGGUAGAAUUAAACUGCUAUGGACACACAGAAUUUGUGAAGGACUCGAUGUAAUUUACCCUCACAAACCCAGGUGUGAUUCUUAUUUGUACCCUGGCCACUUUACACUGUUUUCCCAGUGUAAAGGGGUUGUAAAGAUAGCAUCAAUCAUUUUUACACCCACUUUAUGGCAAUUUUACACAGCUAAAAGGGCCCUUUGUGUAAAUGAGAACUCAAGCCCUAGAGAAUUUAAUAGAGAGGAGAUCCUUUCUAUAGACUGCGCUAGACCCUCUAAUAGGGUCUAUUACUGGGGUAUAACUCUCUGCUGGGUUUUAUAGUUUAGCUUAAAGAUCAUCAGUCUCGAUUAAAUUUAGUUCUGUGAAACUUUUCCAAAGGCCGUAACCCUCUGGUGACGUACCUGCUCCUCCACCCCGAACACACGCAGGCAGUGGUGGUGUUGCAUGGAUAACUGCUUGUUUUUUAAAAGGCAAAGCAGCAGCUACCACUUUCCUCUGGCUCUGAGGCAUUCUGAUGUUGUGCUAUGCAAAUACUGGAGCGACAAUAACAGCAACGAAAAGGGAACCGAGACACAGUGCCUUACAUGGAGCCAAAAUGUCACAUUCUCAACCCCAUCAGGCACUGAGGUGGCACCCGUUCCUGGUGGGGGUGCUGCGCUUUGUGCCGUUCUGCCCUCCUGCAGCUGCUGGAAGGACAGGGGCGGGUGGGCAGCGGGGAAGUGGUGCCGUGUCCUGGCCCCUCGCUGGGGCUGCCACCAGCCCACUCCUCCUGCCACCACCUUCACGUGAUGGCCAUCUGCGCCUUGCCGGCCUGGCCAGCUCUGCGUGGGCACCGCUUGGAGCUUUGCCUAAAAAACAGCUCUGCACAAGAGUGCUGGAAACUGUAAUUGACUCACAGGACUAGUUCUUUUUUUUUUCUUCAUGCUGCCAGCCAGUGCAAUAUUUGCUUUGGGGGCCUUUCAAAACAGAAAGCACGCUGCUAGCGUGUGAGAGAAGCUGCAGUUCAGGUCCUCUAUAUUUAGAAAGCCAGGAUGUCAUACCUCCCCUUGAAAUUUUCAUAGUCCCCUGCACCCCACCCACCCACACAAGUACACAUGCUUGCGUCUGGAAAAUGUUUUUCGGUCUUAGCAAAGGGUGUUGGCUUAGGGGGGAUUCAAGGGAGGUGCAGAGGAACAACAGCAGCUCAGUCCUGAGCAUGAAGCUCAAAGCCUCCUUAAGGCACCGGGCAGCAUGGCAGGCAGUGGGGACCCAACGCUCCUGGCCAGGCUGGGGCGGCUGAAGUCAAGGAUCUCUCCUGCUGUCAGCCUGUAACGUAAAUCCCAAGGCAGGACCAAGUUUUUCUGAGAUGUAUGCAAGCCCGCUGCCGUGUCACGUCAGGCAGCGCUGUACCUUCAGCUGACAUCUUCCUGAGCUCAUUUUUAGGUGGCUGCCUGUGGACUGUAGCACCUGUAGCAACAGUUCCGAGAAGAUGCAGUUUGGUGCUAGCUCAUCUCAGGUCUCUGCAGUACCCCUCCCAGGGAUUUUUGCUUUCUGCUCUGCUGCUGCCUCCUGUAAUCACUGGCCAGUAACAUUUAUCCUCUGCUAAACUGGCUCUGUAGUCAAAUAUUAUAAAUGAUGAUUGCAUCUACAAAGACAGGCGUAUAUUUCUCUUUUGGUUUUGGUACCUGAUUUCCAUGCCUUUGUCCAAGAAGUUGAAAGGCUCAUCUAAACUUCAGACUUGUUGGGGGUAGGUGGGUGGGAUUUCUUUUUUCUCUUUUUUUUUUUUUUUUUAAAGAAGAUACGGGCAAUGUAUUUCCCUCAGGGAUGCAUUUGUUAUCAUAAUGCUUUCCCACUCCGCAAAGCCAUCUUUGCAUUAAAGUGUAGCCAUUAAGGCCUGGUGGCUGACUGCAGCGAGGGCAUGGAGGGGAGACCCGCCACGGCUCACAAAUGACUCCCUGCUUCACCCGGCUGUACCCAGGUAUUCCUGCCUGGGAUGGGCAUCCGAGAGCCAGCUGCUGAACACAAGUGGGAGCCCAACCUGAGCCGAGAGAAUAGUUUGCAGAGGGUGAUUUGAAUGCACGCCUCUCCUUCAGUCAGAUGUAUUGUGAAUGAUAAGCGCUGGGCUUGACCUCGGGGUAUGGGAGAGAUGGAGAGUGACACUGAUGAAGGCAGCCCUCAGUAAGAGCCCUAAUUGUCCUGGAAAUGAGAUAUUUGUGCAAGGCAGGUUUUUAACCCCAUUUCACUCUCUCUGGCUGUGUAAAGAGAACUGGGAUUUUUAAUGGCCCAAAGAUGACUGAAGAGAGAUUUCUUCUUACUUCAGUGUGAGAUUUCUCUUUCACCAAAACUAUGAUGAGAGGAAGCCUUUGCCUGAUCUGUCUUCCAUUGGGCUGGUUGGGAGCAUCAUUGCUGGAGCCAGAGCUGCACAGAUGCAUCUUUUUGGGGACAUUUUCUUUCACCUCCACAGCUCCCAGUGCUGGCACAGGGAGGGCAGGGGCAGCUGGUGGCCCAGAUCCAUAACACGCCUGAGUCAACCAAGCCCUGUGGCUAUCCCCAUUUAUACUGACUAUACUUGUCACCAGGGAGUUGGUGGGAUAGUUUAGGGAAAAAUCAUGAUGGAAGAACAGAAAACAGACAUUUACACUUUCCCUUCCACCUUGUGAAUCCAAGCAGGUGGGCAGCACGCACAGGAGGGGAAUCAAGGGAAGCUGAUGGAAAAGUAAAAGCCUCCUGUCGUGAUUCACUGCCCCAAGCCUGCUAACACACUGAGAAACAGUGAAACAGGACAGAAGAAAGCCACCAUAAAUCAGGCACUCUAAAGGCUUUCAGUUUUCAUGAUCCAGACUGGUGUUACGUCAGGAACGUGAAAAAGAGUAUAUUUGUACGGGCUCUUCCCUGCUGGUCCAAGUCUCCCAAACACCAGAGCACUGCAUCAGAUGGGGACCCAGCCAGCCAGGCUUUUUGCUGAUGGACUUUGCUGUCGCCACAGGAAUUAAAUUUUGUAACCUAACUGGGCUGAAGGGUGGGGAAGGGCAGUUUGCGGGCUGUACUCAUAUAUCCAUAUAUACUCUGUUAAGGCUACUGUUUUCAGAUUCAGCAUUUUUUCUUGCAUACAAAAGGAAAUGCUAGGAUCUUGGCUUGCAAAAAUCUGUGCUCCUGAAUUAACAGGAGUUGCACCUCCACUUUAUUUCUAAUAAAACUUUUCUCACUUGCCUCA